Messenger RNA from Ornithorhynchus anatinus (platypus), 3032 nucleotides. It is a transcript of the gene FZD8, whose product is annotated as frizzled class receptor 8. Lineage: Eukaryota; Metazoa; Chordata; Mammalia; Monotremata; Ornithorhynchidae. Bases 23 to 2188 code for a protein of 721 amino acids. Gene Ontology annotation, cellular component: plasma membrane. The transcript has a single exon. Gene Ontology annotation, biological process: canonical Wnt signaling pathway; non-canonical Wnt signaling pathway. The record is from RefSeq and is a predicted model, not a curated record. Gene Ontology annotation, molecular function: Wnt receptor activity; Wnt-protein binding.
AGGGGCCGGCCGGGAGGCGAGCAUGGAGUGGAGUUACCUGUUGGAAGUGACCUCCCUGCUGGCCGCCCUGGCCCCGCCGCAGCGGUCGGGCGGCGCGGCGGCGGCGGCGGCGUCGGCCAAGGAGCUGUCGUGCCAGGAGAUCACCGUGCCGCUGUGCAAGGGCAUCGGCUACAACUACACCUACAUGCCCAACCAGUUCAACCACGACACGCAGGACGAGGCCGGCCUGGAGGUGCACCAGUUCUGGCCGCUGGUGGAGAUCCAGUGCUCGCCCGACCUCAAGUUCUUCCUCUGCAGCAUGUACACGCCCAUCUGCCUGGACGACUACAAGAAGCCGCUGCCGCCCUGCCGGGCCGUGUGCGAGCGGGCCAAGGCGGGCUGCGCGCCGCUCAUGCGGCAGUACGGCUUCGCCUGGCCCGACCGCAUGCGCUGCGACCGGCUGCCGGAGCAGGGCCAGCCGGACACGCUGUGCAUGGACUACAACCGCACCGACGCGGCCACCACGGCGGGGCCGCCCCGACAUCGCCCGCCGCCGCUCCCGGGCGACCUGCCGCCGCCGCCUCCGCCUCCGCCUCCUCCUCCUCCUCCUCCCGCUCCGGGGGCCCGGCCGGCGGCGCGCGGAGGCGGGGGCGCGGGCGCGGGCGCGAAGGGCUCGGAGGCGGGCGCGCCCCCGAGCGGCGGCGGCGGCGGCGGCGGCGGCGGCGCCCCCGCGCAGCCCCGGCCCCCUAGCGGCGGGCCGGCGUCAUCGCCCUGCGAGCCCGGCUGCCGCUGCCGCGCCCCCAUGGUGUCGGUGUCGAGCGAGCGCCACCCGCUCUACAACCGCGUCCGCACGGGCCGCAUGGCCAACUGCGCCCUGCCCUGCCACAACCCCUUCUUCAGCCAGGACGAGCGCGCCUUCACCGUCUUCUGGAUCGGCCUGUGGUCGGUGCUGUGCUUCCUGUCCACCUUCGCCACCGUGUCCACCUUCCUGCUGGACAUGGAGCGCUUCAAGUACCCCGAGCGGCCCAUCGUCUUCCUGGCCGCCUGCUACCUCUUCGUGUCGGUGGGCUACCUGGUCCGGCUGGUGGCCGGGCACGAGAAGGUGGCGUGCAGCGGCGGCGCGCCCGCGGCGGCGGCGGCGGCGGCGGCGGGCGGCGGCGGAGGGGCGGCCGGGGGCGCCGCCAGGGGAGCGGCCGGGGGCGCCGGGGCGGCGGCCGGCGCGCGCGGCGAGUACGAGGAGCUGGGCGCCGUGGGGCAGCACGUGCGCUACGAGACCACGGGCCCGGCCCUCUGCACCGUCGUCUUCCUGCUGGUCUACUUCUUCGGCAUGGCCAGCUCCAUCUGGUGGGUCAUCCUGUCGCUCACCUGGUUCCUGGCGGCCGGCAUGAAGUGGGGCAACGAGGCCAUCGCCGGCUACUCGCAGUACUUCCACCUGGCCGCCUGGCUGGUGCCCAGCGUCAAGUCGAUCGCCGUGCUGGCCCUCAGCUCGGUGGACGGCGACCCCGUGGCCGGCAUCUGCUACGUGGGCAACCAGAGCCUGGACAACCUGCGGGGCUUCGUGCUGGCGCCGCUGGUCAUCUACCUCUUCAUCGGCACCAUGUUCCUGCUGGCCGGCUUCGUGUCGCUCUUCCGCAUCCGCUCGGUCAUCAAGCAGCAGGGCGGCGCCACCAAGACGCACAAGCUGGAGAAGCUCAUGAUCCGGCUGGGCCUCUUCACCGUGCUCUACACCGUGCCCGCCGCCGCCGUGGUGGCCUGCCUCUUCUACGAGCAGCACAACCGGCCCCGCUGGGAGGCCACGCACAACUGCCCCUGCCUGCGCGACCUGCAGCCCGACCAGGCCCGCCGCCCCGACUACGCCGUCUUCAUGCUCAAGUACUUCAUGUGCCUCGUCGUGGGCAUCACCUCGGGGGUCUGGGUCUGGUCCGGGAAGACGCUCGAGUCGUGGCGGGCCCUCUGCACCCGCUGCUGCUGGGCCAGCAAGGGCGCGCGCGCCGCCGCCGCCGGCGGGGGCGCGCUCGGGCCCGGGGGCGCGCCAGGCCCGGGAGGGGCGGCGGCCGGCGCGGGCCCCCCGGCCGGGGGCGGGGGAGGAGCCGGCCCCGGCCCCGGCGGCGGCUCCCUGUACAGCGACGUCAGCACGGGCCUCACCUGGAGGUCGGGCACGGCCAGCUCCGUGUCCUACCCCAAGCAGAUGCCCCUGUCCCAGGUCUGAAAGGGACCCACUGGAAGGGGCUCCCCGGGGGCCCCCGGAGGACCAGCGUCGUCGUCCCUCCGUCCCCCCCCACCCCCCCCACAGCGAGGGGUGGGGCAGGCCCGGAACACCGAGCAGCCCCGACGGCCCCCAACCUCUCCUCCCCCGUCGACUGCUCUUAGCGCGAUCGUGGACUCUUAAUGGUAUCCAUUAGCCGGGACUCGCAUGACUUGGUUAGAACAAUGGACCUGGCGUUGAAGACUCCAGACGUCGUCCCCCCCCCCCCCCUUCCCGUCCCCCCUCGGCCCCCUUGCCGUUGCCAGGCCGGGAAGGAGGCCUGCCUUUUCCCGUCAUCGCGCCGAGGCCUGGGCCCCGCGCCGCCACCGGCCCUGGCGCGUCGCCACCCUCCCUCUGGAAAACGGACUCCCUCUGGAAAACGGCCACGGCGACACCUUUCCCCGGAGGGUGGUCUCUUGUUUUUAACGCGGUCGUCUUCAUCCCCCGCCCCGCCACCCCUUCCCUUUGCCCGCCUCUGCCCCUCUCGGUCCUCGAAGACGAGCGGCCGUGGUCGGAUGGGACUCCCCGGUCUCGGUCUCCUCCGCCGGGCCACUGCCUUAACACGACCACGACCGCCACGCGACGAUCGACGUGUCUUAAUUAUACACCCCAAGUAAAUACGGGUUUCUUGCAUUAAAGGAUGUAUUUAUAUAAUUAUUUGUUUAACUUGUAAAAAUCUGUAAAAUAUGUACAUAGCCAAAGCUAUUACAGUCUGUACAUUUCUUUUGUAAAAAGUUUAGAGGCUACCCCUGUAAGAACAAAUAUUUGAGUAUUCUAUUUUGUCAAUAAAAUGACUUUUGAUAAAUGA